AUGAGGAACGAGAUGCCUCAAAACUACAUCCUAGAGUGUGAACUAUUUGAUUGUUGGGGUAUUGACUUCAUGGGCCCCUUUACAUCGUCUUAUGGGAACCGGUACAUUUUGGUAAGAUUAGAUUAUGUAUCUAAGUGGGUGGAGGGCAUUGCCUCGCCUACAAAUGAUUACAAGGUAGUUAUGAAACUUUUUAAAAGCAUAAUUUUCCCUAGAUUUGGUGUUCCCAAGAUAGUCAUAAAUGAUGGGGGUUCCCACUUUGCGAAGAACGAGCUAAACAAGUUGUUGAAGAAGUACGGAGUCAUGCACAAGAUUGGUGCGCCCUACCAUCCCCAAACUCAAGGGCAGGUAGAGGUUGCCAACAGAGAGAUUAAGAAGAUCCUAAAGAAGAUGGUUAACCCGAGCAGGAAAGAUUGGUCUCUCAAGUUAGAUGAUGCUCUUUGGGCGCACCUGGAACUGGAGUGUAGAUCUUGGUGGGCGAUCCAAACCCUCAAUUUGGACCCUGCCUUAUCCUUUGAGAAGCGAACUGAGCAAUUACGAGAAUUGGAAGAAUUGAGGCUAGAUGCGUUCCACAACAUGCACAUCUACAAGGAAUGCACUGAGCGUUGGCAUGACCAACGGAUCCUUAAGCGAGAGUUCCUUGUUAGAGAAAAAGUACUACUUCUCAAUUCAAGAGCGAAGUUAUUCCCCGGGAAGCUGAAAUCGAGGUGGCCUAGGCCGUUGGAGAUCCUACAAGCAUUUCCUUAUGGAACGGUGGAACUGAAAGAUCAUCAUGGGGGUAGUUUUUGUGAAUGGGCAACGGAUAAAAUUAUUCCAUGA
Messenger RNA from Amaranthus tricolor (Joseph's coat), 816 nucleotides. RefSeq lists its product as uncharacterized. Gene Ontology annotation, molecular function: nucleic acid binding. The transcript has 2 exons. The record is from RefSeq and is a predicted model, not a curated record. Gene Ontology annotation, biological process: DNA integration. Bases 1 to 816 code for a protein of 271 amino acids. Lineage: Eukaryota; Viridiplantae; Streptophyta; Magnoliopsida; Caryophyllales; Amaranthaceae.